Messenger RNA from Didymodactylos carnosus, 342 nucleotides. Lineage: Eukaryota; Metazoa; Rotifera; Eurotatoria; Philodinida; Philodinidae. The record is from the annotation of a GenBank genome assembly.
AUGAAUCUUAUUGAUAUAAAUACGUAUCAUUCAGAAGAUAUUCAACAAUUUUUCGAUUAUUGUUCAACCGAUAUGACUGAUGCAUCAUUUUUUGAUCAUAAACUAUUAAAAAUUGUACAGCGCUGUACAUGUUCGAAACGAGACGAUGGAACAAUAACAACGAAUAUGUCCUGUGCAAAAGUGAAAUUAUUCAUUGAAUUAAUUCAACUAAUGCCAUUUAUUAGUGUUCUUUUAGUAUUAGCUGAUUUUUAUAUAUUUCUACUUGUUUUCUUCGUGUAUGUUUAUGAAAAACGUUCAUUGAUCGACUAUUUACCAAUGCCAGAUGAAUAUGACAUUGCAUGA